Molecule: messenger RNA, 3234 nt
Organism: Drosophila erecta
Lineage: Eukaryota; Metazoa; Arthropoda; Insecta; Diptera; Drosophilidae
Gene: Dhit
Product: regulator of G-protein signaling 17
Exons: 7
Coding region: 1796-2626 (276 amino acids)
Source: RefSeq, a predicted model, not a curated record
CUGCCCACAUUCCACUCGCCGUUAUCUUGCGCUCCUCGGGAGGAGCGCGCGCAUUGGAAAAUCAAAAUCAAGAGCUGGCGACACGGCACUGCUUGGAAAUCAGUCGCCUGCCUUUGCCCGAGCGGAGAGAAUCUCGAAUCGCUCGAAUCGACCUGUCGAGGAUUUUGGCUUCAGCUUCUGGGUGCUGCUGGUGCUGAGCAGCCAAAAUCGCAGAGCGCAGAAAUCGAAUGGGAAUUGGCUGCCAUAGCUGCCAUUGCGGGGGCAACGAGAACGAAGGAAUAUAAUAAAAUAUGGCCGAGGGCGAGAUGUGAAAAUUUGAAAAUGUGAAAAUGCCAGUCCAGGCCAUCCAGUGACCACGAAAAUUGCAGUUUCCCCCAAUUCGUAUUUAUACACACAAACACACACACACACUCGUCAACGAAAAAAAUCGUAAAGAAAUUCAGAAAACCAACCGAAAAAAAUCCAAGCACAAGCAAAACAAUUUCGGGGCGAAAAAGAAAAAUAUAUACAAAUAUACACAUUUCGAUUCCGAUUCUAGUGGCAAAAAUUCGUAUGUACUCGUCGCUGCUCCUCAAAAACAUACAUACAUACAAACGCGACCCCCUUUUCCCGCCCACCCAAUCGCCCAAAAAUCCUCAAAGAAAAUAUAAACGUGUGUGUGGUGUUCGAGUGAAAAUCUGAACGGAAGCGCCUGUUAAACAACAAGUAAAUAAUACAAAAUAUAAUAUACAUAAAUAGCCAGGCUAAAGGCAAUAGUCAACAAAGAAAGCCAAGCAGCUGAUUUGUGAUAAGUGCAACGACCAAAAAUCGCAGGCGCUACGAGUUACAAACAAGUGCAAUUAGCUGUCGAUGCCUACAUGUUGCAGCUGUUGCAGCAACAUCAGCACAAGUGGAGAAAAUCACGCAUACGCCCCAUCCGCCCAACGGGCCAAACAAUGCGCUCCACUUAGCCAGGUUGCGUGUCAAUGUGGUGGUACUCCAGCCCACCCCCCUCGCACACACGCACACACGCACGCACACAUCGGCACAUACAUAUGUACAUAUACAAUGGAGGUGUAAUGACUAGCACAAGAAAUAAAUAAAGGCCAGAACAACAACUACGGUGGCAGCUCCAGCUGCUCAUAAAUUUCGUAACGCUUGUGAAAUGUGCCCCUUGGUGCACGGGGCCAUUGAAUCGCUAGAUUUUCGCCCGUAAAUCCGGAGCGGAAUAUGUAAAUGCCACCCGCGCACCAUCAACUCUCUAAAAAAAACGCUAGACCCCUACGCUAGGAAAAACAGAAACCAAGCCAACGCUAAGGUUGAAAUCAGGACUCUACGAUAAGGAUAACAAAACUCAAAAAGGUUAUCGGAAAAAUCUUGAGGAAUUUCUGGAAUUUUUUCGGCUUGUAAAUCGCCCAAGGAGAAGCUAAGGAGAAGAAAAAAACAUAAAACAAAACGAAAACUAAAACUAAAAUCAAGAGCAGCAGCUGUGGAGAGAGCGAGAAAGAGAGCACAGAGCGCCGCAGAGAGAGUGGGAACUUUCGAUAAAAAAUUAUUAGCAAAAACAUAAAUACGUAACGGCCUACCUGCCACCCCCCACCCCCCUCAAAGGAGACCGAUAAAGAGAAGCCGAGGCAAAGAAAAGAGCACCACAGCGAGCGGGUGAGUGGGUAGGUCAGUGGCUGUGGGCGGUCCGCCAGCUGGGGCAGCACCACCUCACCACCCAACACCCAUCACCACCUCCAUCUCCACCUCCAUCUCCAUCUCCUUCAGCGCCGCCAGCGUCAACCUCAACUUUCAAAGGGCAGGUGGCGGCAUGUCCUGCACCGUUUCGGAGCUGCCCAGUGGCUGUCGAUUGCGCGGCAUGACUGCAUCCUCACAGCAAAGUGCCGCCAACAAUAGUGGCAACAAUGGGAACGGCAACGGGAACGGAGGCGGCGGGGGCGGGGGCGUCGGCGGAGGUGGCGGCAGCCUGGGCGGAGUAUCGCCCACCGUAGGCGGCAGCGUGGGAAUCCUCGGCUCCACGUCCAACGUGCUGCAGGAGUCGAAUGCGACCACGUUGCAGCGUCCGCAGUCGCAGAAGCCGUGCUGCUUCUGCUGGUGCUGCUGCUGCUCCUGCUCCUGGGCCAAAUGUCUGGCCAUCAAGAAUGCCGAUGAAAAUGCCCCCACGAAGCGAGAUCUGGUGAAUGCCGAAUUCUUGGAUGGCGAGCAACCCACACUGGAGGAAAUCCGCAGCUGGGGCAAAAGCUUCGACAAGCUGAUGAAGAGCACAGCUGGUCGAAAGGUGUUCCAGAACUUCCUGCGCAGCGAAUUCAGUGAGGAGAACAUCCUGUUCUGGCUGGCCUGCGAGGACCUCAAGAAGGAGAACAGCGCAGAGUUGGUGGAGGAGAAGGCGCGCCUCAUCUACGAGGACUACAUCUCGAUCCUGUCGCCCAGGGAGGUGUCGCUGGACUCCAGGGUCCGCGAGAUCGUCAACCGGAACAUGAUCGAGCCCACGACGCACACCUUCGACGAAGCUCAAAUCCAGAUCUACACACUGAUGCACAGAGACUCAUAUCCGAGAUUCCUAAACUCUCAAAAGUUCAAGACACUAGCUCAACUGCAAGACAACUCGAAUGCCGGUUCCAAGGCGGAUAGUCCCACUUAGAGAGGAUAGCUUGAUCGCCGAUCCCGGAUCGGAUUUGAAUCGAAUUCAGUUGCGCUGGUUUGACUUUGAUUUUCCGCCCCAAUCGCUGCUGCAAUCGACUAAGCAAUAUGUAUCCAUUAGUAGAACCAUUUAACCAUUUUGCGAGCAGCCCCGAAAUCAGGAUCCUGGUAGGGGCAGGUGAAUCAGACGUCGUGCGUUCAAUAUGAAUCGGAUUCCUUUUUCUUCCUACGUUCUAGUCGUUAGCUAACCAAAGAGUUAGGCACUACAAAAAUUGUUUUCACUAAGAAGCAGGUUCGACCACAGAAAGCAUUUUCCAAACACCCAAAAAAACCAAAACAAAACAACAAAAAAAUACCCAAAAAGCUAAUACGAAACGAGCGACACAAAUAGCAUCCAUUGUAAUACUAGUGAUCUAAGAGACGUAUUAAUCAAAUUGAAACCAAGAUUACGGAUCCCGCUACUGAUAAGUAUGUUUAAACGUAAUCAUAAACCGCAACGUAACAGAAAUACUUUUUCCAAAAAACAUUACAAAAAAAGAAAGAAAACCAAAAAAUCUUUUUAAACGUAUUACAUACAUAACUUUAAAAACUUAUACAUAUAUACACAGC